AUGUUUACUGUUGUGCAUUGGGUAGUGUGGGAGGUGUUGGGGGUGGAGGCAAUGCUUGCCUUGAUCAUUGGUUUUGAUCCCAAGUCUUCCACUGCCAUUUCUAAGUGUAUGAUAAUGGGUGCUGCAGCCAAUGCUCAUGCUAGGCAUCAACAUAGGAGUUGCCUUCAACGUCAUGUUCGCCAACUGGAUGGUCACAGUUCUACUUAUAUCAUUCUCUUCUUAGAUAUUCUUCUGAGUUCUGGAAGGUACAGCAGCAAAAGCUUUAAUAAAGGGCAUAGAAACAUGGAAGAAAGAGACAAUGAUGAAGAAGAAAGCAGAAAAGCAGUUGGAAUCAGAGUCCAAACCUGGCGAUUCUUGAGAUUGAACUACUGCAUCUGCGAAGAAGAACGAACCUAUGAUGUAGAUGGUUGGCUUGAUGCAUGGAAGGUGAGUGGCUUCAUGUCCAUGGAACGUAUUUUAGACAGAAUUAAAGAACUACAUGCCAUCCUAUUGGUCAUGCAGGGUAUGAUAAUGGGUGCUUCAGUUUCAACUGUAUACUUCAAUUUGAGGCUUAGGCACCCAACACUGGACAUGCCCUUUAUAGAUUAUGAUCUGGCAUUUCUCUUUCAGCCAAUGCUCGUGCUGGGCAUCAGCAUAGGAGUUGCCUUCAACGUCAUGUUCGCCGACUGGAUGGUUACAGUUCUACUUAUUAUUCUCUUCUUUGAUAUUCUUCUGAGUUCUGGCUGA
Prunus armeniaca (apricot) is the source of this 726-nucleotide messenger RNA. The record is from the annotation of a GenBank genome assembly. Lineage: Eukaryota; Viridiplantae; Streptophyta; Magnoliopsida; Rosales; Rosaceae.